AUGGAUGACGUGUUUAAAACGUCAAACCAAAAAUUAAACUUUUGGGAAAACAAGAUUUGUAAUGAUUGUUGUGUAUGUUUUUGGAUUUCCUUUUCUUUUCCUCAAUGUUCGCCAAAAAUUGAGAUUCUUUAUUUUCUGAUUACAGGCGAGGUGAUUGGACAACGUUUUCUAGGAAACGAAAGCCACGUGGAACACUUCAAGUUACUCGAACGUGUGUCAACUUCCAUAUUGAUCGGGGCGAGAAAUGCCAUUUACAACAUAAGCCUCCAUGAUCUCACGGAAAUCAUCGAUCAGAGGUUCCAAUGGUCAAGCAGUUACGCGCACAAAGAAUUAUGCAACUUGAAGGGUCGUAGCGAUGACGAGUGUCAAAAUUAUUUGCGAGUUUUCGGUAGGCAAAGCCCAAAUAAGUUCCUCGUUUGCGGUACCAACGCUUACAAGCCGUUAUGCAGGCAAUUCACGAUCAAGGUGAGUUUAUUUACUUGUUUAUUUUAUCUCAAUAUAUGCGAUAUAAGUUGUUUUAAGAUUCAAAUUUAUCGAUCAAAUUUUUGA
Messenger RNA from Polistes canadensis, 549 nucleotides. RefSeq names its product semaphorin-1A-like. The record is from RefSeq and is a predicted model, not a curated record. The transcript is spliced from 4 exons. Gene Ontology annotation, biological process: semaphorin-plexin signaling pathway; axon guidance; negative chemotaxis. Gene Ontology annotation, molecular function: chemorepellent activity; semaphorin receptor binding. Bases 1 to 549 code for a protein of 182 amino acids. Lineage: Eukaryota; Metazoa; Arthropoda; Insecta; Hymenoptera; Vespidae.